Messenger RNA from Cladophialophora psammophila CBS 110553, 573 nucleotides. RefSeq lists its product as uncharacterized. The coding region runs from base 1 to 573 and encodes 190 amino acids. NCBI's taxonomy places the organism in Eukaryota, Fungi, Ascomycota, Eurotiomycetes, Chaetothyriales, Herpotrichiellaceae. The transcript is spliced from 2 exons. The record is from RefSeq and is a predicted model, not a curated record.
AUGAAUUUCGCGCCUUACCAGGAUGCGUCGCCAGAAAUAGAGCGCGCCCUGUCACCUCCUCCUCGCACUUCCAUCGAUUCGCCUCGAGUGCGGUCGCCUCCUCCCCAGAACAAACCUAUCCAGCCCAUACCUCGUGCCAACGCUGGGACGGCAUCACUGCUUUCUCCUAGUACCCUUGCAAACGAUUUCGUGACCAGACCGUCAUUCGCUGGGGAACACAGGGAACAGAGCUUGGAGGCUUUCGAGACAAGCCUGCCUCUAAGAGUAGAUUAUGAAGCAAUGUUGGCAUACCUUCUCCUUCCACCCGCUGGAGGUGUCUUUCUCCUCCUGUUCGAGCACAAGAGCGACUAUGUGCGGUUUCACGCUUGGCAAUCUAGCAUGCUCUUCUCGGCCAUUUUUGUCCUCCAUUUGAUCUUGUCCUGGUCAAAGGUGCUCUCCUGGAUGUUGUUCACAAUCGACCUGCUCUUGAUCGGCUUUCUAUCGCUUCAUGCUUACAGAGAUGUUGAGACAUUGGACCAUUUCGAAGUACCCUACUUCGGCAGACUUGCGAAUUCGUUUGUCGAGAAUGAGUAA